AUGGUGCUGGUGGUUGCAGCGGCGGCUAGUGGCGGUAGCGGCGAUGGUGGUAGUGUUGGUGAUAAUAGUGUCAUUAGUGGUGGUGGUGGUGGUGACAGUGGCGGUAGGUGGCGGCAGUGGCGAUGGUGGUGGGUGGUGGUCAUGGCGGUGGUAGUGGUGGUCGAUGACAGUGGCAGCAACGGUGACGAUGUUAGUGGUUGUGGCGACAGCGGUGGUGGUGGUCGGUGGGGUGGCCGCGGUGGUGGUGAUGGUGGCGGUGGUGGUAGUGGUGGUGGGUUUUCUGAUAAGUACAAAGGUAUGGUGUUCACAAUAGGAUCUGGUUGUGGAGCUGGUGGCUAG
This is a messenger RNA of Lactuca sativa (garden lettuce), 339 nucleotides long. NCBI's taxonomy places the organism in Eukaryota, Viridiplantae, Streptophyta, Magnoliopsida, Asterales, Asteraceae. The record is from RefSeq and is a predicted model, not a curated record.